Molecule: messenger RNA, 1200 nt
Organism: Propithecus coquereli (Coquerel's sifaka)
Lineage: Eukaryota; Metazoa; Chordata; Mammalia; Primates; Indriidae
Gene: BRI3BP
Product: BRI3 binding protein
Exons: 3
Coding region: 80-817 (245 amino acids)
Cellular component (GO): mitochondrion
Source: RefSeq, a predicted model, not a curated record
GCUGUCCUCGCCGGAGCCCGCGGCGGCCCUGCGUGCGGCCCUGUCCCCGCACCGCGACCCCGCACCCCGCCGGCCGAGCAUGGCCGCGCGCUUCUCGCCGGGGCCCCGGGCCCGGGCCGGGCUCCUGCCGCCGCUGCUGCUGCUGCUGCUGCUCGGACUGCUGGCCCCGGGCGCGCAGGGGGCGCGGGGCCGCGGCGGCACCGAGAAGAACAGCUACCGCCGCACGGUCAACACCUUCUCGCAGAGCGUCAGCAGCCUGUUCGGCGAGGACAACGUGCGCGCCGCUCAGAAGUUCUUGACCAGGCUGACCGAGAGGUUCGUGUUGGGAGUGGAUAUGUUCGUGGAGACGUUGUGGAAAGUUUGGACAGAGCUCUUGGAUGUUCUUGGACUUGACGUGUCCAACCUGUCCCAGUAUUUCAGCCCAGCCUCGGUGGCCAGCAGCCCGGCCCGCGCCCUCCUGCUGGUUGGCGUCGUCCUCCUGGCCUACUGGUUCUUGUCUCUGACUCUGGGCUUCACCUUCAGCGUCCUGCACGUGGUGUUCGGCCGCUUCUUCUGGAUCGUGCGGGUCAUCCUGUUUUCCAUGUCCUGCGUGUACAUCCUGCACAAGUACGAGGGCGAGCCGGAGAACGCCGUGCUGCCCCUGUGCUUCGUGGUGGCCGUCUACUUCAUGACGGGGCCCAUGGGCUUCUACUGGCGCAGCAGCCCCGGCAACCCCAGCGUGGAGGAGAAGCUGGAACACCUGGAGAACCAGGUCAGACUGCUCAACAUCCGCCUCAACAGGGUGCUCGAGAGCCUGGACCGCUCCAAGGACAAGUGACUGGCGGCCGGCCGGCGGGCGCCACCUCCACCAGCGAGCUCUGUCGGAAAACAGAAGAGGAGGAGGAAACACAAACCCAAACCACCAAACCCCAAACGGUCUUAAUAAACGUGACUGAGCAAGAAAGUGGCGCUUUGUGAGGGUGUUUCCAGCCGCCCGUCAGCUCUUAAGACGGACGUUCCAAGAAUGAAAAAGAUCGUUCGUGCAGAACGACGCACGGAGUGUCAUUAGUGAAAAAAAUAUUUUUUAAACAAAGGAUAUAACCAUAUUUAGCUGUACAGUGAGAGAAAAUUUAUCUGUGCAUAGAGCAUAAAGUUAAUUUUUUCAAGCAUUGAAAUACAUCUUUUGUAAGGUUUUUUAAUAAAGGCAGAUUGAGUCAAGUU